Penicillium crustosum is the source of this 1014-nucleotide messenger RNA. RefSeq lists its product as uncharacterized. The coding region runs from base 1 to 1014 and encodes 337 amino acids. Lineage: Eukaryota; Fungi; Ascomycota; Eurotiomycetes; Eurotiales; Aspergillaceae. The record is from RefSeq and is a predicted model, not a curated record. The transcript has 2 exons.
AUGCUUCAAAUCAUCAACCAGGCUGGUCCACCGAGAUUGGACACGCAUUUGAGACGAGGGCACUCUAUUCUGAGCGAUAGUCUCUUCACAACUGCACUGCUCUCACGAAUCAACGACAUAUAUGAGAAAAUCAAAGAAAAUUGGGAGAUGAUUCAUAGAAUGAACGUUCUGAUUCGUCUUGCUUUGAGAGGCUUUGCGCUCUCUCCGUCCGAGGAGAUUCGGGCAAUGUACUUUGACUGCUUGAAAGUCCUUCGCCAGACGGUAUUUCACUGGGUGGAAGUCGUCAAAAACAAAGCAAGUGAGGCAGUUGAUGUUCAUCACAAGUCGUACCUGAUUGAAAAGUCAGUCCACCUUUCGUUACACGAUCGUCUGCAACGGCCGAGGCUCCCUGCUCAUCAAGCCAGGAUCAUCGCCCAUAUACUUCUGUAUCGCUGGGAGAUUCUCAGCUAUCGCAGUUACGCUAUCCUAGCCGACUGCAUUGCUCACGAACAAAACCCCGGAAUGGACUGGGCGAUGCAGGAAGCUUGGGCAGCAUACCACCCGGGCGCACAGUGGUCUAAAUUGCCCGAGGAAGCAGGCUAUUGGCUCUUCUGCAGAUUUGCAGCUCAAUCUACCCCGGACACGGAGGUGUUAGUACACUAUAAUCUGUUGGGCGGAGAACUUCUUAUGGACGGUCUUCCACUUGCUCGUCUGCCUUCAGAUUUUGAGUCCAACGAGACAUACCAUAUCCUGUUCGGAAAGUCUCAGCUGGAGGUAAUGCCCAGUAACUUGCCGGGAAUGCAGUUUUCUUGCCAAAGGCAAUAUCUGAACCAUACUGUGCACCUAGGAAAAGAACCGGUUCCAGGGUCCAGCAACUGCGAGUUGGUGAAAGCGGUGAGAGACAAUCGUAUUUGGGAAUUUGUCCCACCCAGACUCUUGAGUGGUCUAUUCCCAGACUCCUUCGUCGAGGACUACGCACAUUGGUACUCUGUCGAGGAUGGCUAUGUGGAAUUUAGAUCCAUAGAAACCCCUUAG